UGGCUGAACGAAUCGUGGCUCGGAGCAGCAGUGGAUGGUCAGGAGAGCUUGGCACCCCCAAUGAGUGGCAAUGCCAUUGCCCCCCAUAUUAUCUACCUUGGGUGGCUGCAGCCUCAGAGUCAGCCACCGCUCAGGCGCCGGCGCCGGCAGGUCGGAAGCUCUUCGUGGUUAGCAGAGCUCACUGAUUCCCUUGGCAACGUCGACGCAUUCAAGGGAGUGCUGCAAGACUUUAGGCAACGAGUGCACGUACUCUGGCUGCUGCUCUUCCUCCGGGGUCUCCAACGGAAGUCGACUGAGGGCGUCAGGACCCGGCUUGUACUCGAUCUUGAAGCUCCCAGUAGCAGUGCCCAACGCUGGAUCCGGGCAGCGGCCAUGAGAGGUGUCGGGCGGUCUUCUCGGAAAAGACCCACCAACGGCUUGUGAUCUGUAACCAGAAUAAAAGA
Messenger RNA from Rhipicephalus sanguineus (brown dog tick), 443 nucleotides. RefSeq lists its product as uncharacterized. Bases 61 to 423 code for a protein of 120 amino acids. The record is from RefSeq and is a predicted model, not a curated record. NCBI's taxonomy places the organism in Eukaryota, Metazoa, Arthropoda, Arachnida, Ixodida, Ixodidae. The transcript has 2 exons.